AUGAUGAAAGACGCCCUGAAGAAGACAAAAGUGGUGGUGCGCAAGCUACCGCCGAACCUUAAGGAGGAGUCAUUCGUCGAGGCGCUAAAUAAGAAGUACCAAGGCCGCUACAACUGGAUAAUGUUCUACCCGGGAAAAUCAUCGGCGAAGAAGGCGGCGCUCUCAAGGGCGUACAUUAACUUCCUCUCGCCGGAGGACGUGCUUUCUUUCUCCUCCGACUUUCACGGCCACACUUUCGUCAACGAAAAGGCCUUCCGUAAUCCUGCAAUUGGCUCCUCCCUUCUCCGCUCUGGGUUCCACUCUCUCCCGCCACAUCUCCCCCCCAUACUUCCCCCACAUCUCCCCCCACAUUUCCCCCGCAACUCCUCCCCCCCGUCAUCUUCCCCACAUCUCCCCUCAUCACCUCCACCUCUCCCCCCACUUUCCAACCCCCUUCCCUCUUCUCCCUCCCCCAGACCCCGAAUAUGGGCGUUCCUAACAGCGCUGGAGCAGGGCGAGGAGACCGUCCCUUUGUUCUGCAGUCCAAUCCUCCCCUCUUCCCUCCACAGACCACUCUCUCCCCUCCGUCUCCCCAUCUCCCCAUCCCCCCCACAUUCCCCCCCACCUCGCCCUCCCCCAGACCCUGACUACGUGGCGUUCCUGGCAGCGUUGGAGCAGGGCGAGGAGAGCCUCCCGAGCGCAGAGGUGCAGCUGGAGAAGGCAGACGCUGCCAAGGCCGCUGCUGCAGGUGCGUGCGUGUUGGGUCGCUGCUUCAGGUGCGUGUUUGACCAGGGGUGA
This is a messenger RNA of Closterium sp. Yama58-4, 777 nucleotides long. Lineage: Eukaryota; Viridiplantae; Streptophyta; Zygnematophyceae; Desmidiales; Closteriaceae. The record is from the annotation of a GenBank genome assembly.